This is a messenger RNA of Pelmatolapia mariae (spotted tilapia), 2619 nucleotides long. RefSeq names its product perilipin 6 (gene plin6). Lineage: Eukaryota; Metazoa; Chordata; Actinopteri; Cichliformes; Cichlidae. The record is from RefSeq and is a predicted model, not a curated record. Gene Ontology annotation, biological process: positive regulation of triglyceride storage; lipid storage. Gene Ontology annotation, cellular component: cytosol; lipid droplet. Bases 22 to 1446 code for a protein of 474 amino acids. The transcript has 8 exons.
UGCUUCAUCAACAGUCCUCUAAUGGGAUUUGGCGAAAGAGAAAUGUCAUCUCAUCCAGAUCAUGAGACCAAUGCCGUCCUGAGAGCUUCCCAUCUGCCUCUGGUUCGCUCAGCGUUACAGAUGGUGACUUCGAUGUACUCAGGGGUCAAAGGUCGCUACCGUCUGCUGGGUCUGAUGGGAGGAAUGGCCGAGGUCGGAGUUCGCAGCUUUUCCCAAGAGGCCAUGAGACGAGCCACGCCCCUCCUGCAGAGUUUGGAGCCACAGAUCGAAGUUGCCAACAGCUUUGCUCUCGUUGGUCUUGAUCACCUGGAGAAAAACUAUCCGAUCCUGAACCAGUCAACAGACGAGGUUAUGACUCACCUGAAGGACGCCUUCUUCCUGACCCUGGAUGACGUGCAGCUGUGGGUGGUGGACGGCCUGGACGCAGCUCUGGAUCAGCUGGAGCGUCUGGCCGACGUAGGUCGGGUGGCUGUGCAGCAGCUGCAGAACACUCAGGUGGGCCAGGCCGCCAUGUCGGGACUUGAUGACGUGUUGAGUCGCCUGGAGGACGCCACCGCCUACUACCUGCCCCUCCCACCCACACUGCGUCAGGAAUGGGAGCUGAGGGUGCAGCAGUACGAGAGUGAAGACGAUGGCGAUGAGCCCAGUAUGUGGACGAGGGUCCGCAGCCUCCUGCUGACUCUCAGCCUGCAGCUUUAUCACCGCCUGAUGAAGAUCAGAGAGCAGCUGCAGAGAGCCGUCAGGAUGAUGGGAGUCGCUGCCGACAAGGUUGGUCUGCUUCAGGUCCUCAAGUUGUCCGGCGACCUGCUGCAGUUCCUGCAGGGCCUCCUGGUGGCGCUGGUGUACCAAGCAGAGGCCCUCAGAGAGGCCUCUCUGAAUGCGGUCAGAGUUCGGGCGACCAUGUUGGCAGAGCUGCGUGUGGUUCGUCAGGUCCGAGGAGUACCGCUCCAAAUCCAGGAGCUGCUUCAAGAGCUGAGGGAAGUGGCCAAGAUCAUCCUUCAGUUCAUGGUCAACACCACACCGCUUUACAACAUGCUGCAGAAGCCAUCUCCUCAGGAGGUGGAGGAAUUCUUGAACCAAGAGGAGCUUGUAUCCGACAACUCGUCUCGUCGCGGCUCGAGUAACAGCCUCUUCCUGAAGGCCAUGGACGGCCGUCCUCGCCGCCGCCGGAGCCUGCACUCCCGCGCCGCACGAGGUUCCGGUGGUCCCGUGAGCCCCGACCCUCCCAACGGCCGUCGUCGCUCGAGUCUGCAGGAGCCCCAAGCCCCAGAGGUGGAGGGCACGCCCCUCCCUUCCGAAGGCGCCGCCCCUCGACGGCCAUCUGCCGCCGAGCUGCUCCUCGCCCCGCUCAAACAGUUCGUCUCCCAGAGCCAGAAGGCCUUCGAGUACCUGACCCCCAACUCCUCCGAAAAUGCUGUCAACGCUACAGAAACAGCCGACUCCUAAACACCACGCUGAGGUUUGACCCCACCCUUAUCCCCCACCGACCGCGGCCUUUGACCCCGACCCCCGAGUGAUUACAGCCGGCCACCUCAGUCCUGGAUGAUCAGACGAACCUGCCUCAGCUGCUGCUGGUUUGUGCGUUCGUGUUCAGCCGCAAAGCCAUCACCAAAUUAUCAUUUGAUCGUUGACGCCUUUCUCGCUGUGGACAGGCGGCAACAUGCAAAACCUACAAGACAAAGAUUUUCUAUAGUUUUAGUUCCUCAUUAAUCUAAAAUUUGAUCCACUGAGGCCAAAUGUGUAGAAUCAUAUUUAUUAUUGUUCAUUGUAACGUCAUGGAUGAAGUGUUUAAAAGCAGGUUUUAGUUUAUGUUUUCCAUACUGCCAUAUCUUUCAGGAGGUUCUUAAGACAGAAGAAAUAAAAAAGGGCCCAAGACCGAUUCGUGUGGGACGCCUCCCAGAAAAACACCGUCACGUGAAUCUAGAGUAUCAACCUGCAUCAAUGUAAUUCCAGAGAAAACUCUGUCAUUGGGUUUAAUGUCGAGCCACAAAGUCCCAAAUAAAUCCCAGAUCUGUUUCACAUUUAGCUGAAAAUGUUCGAUAUUUAUUUCACAGUUCUUUCCAAUAUGUUCUAUGUAAGCUGUUCAUAAUCUGCUUUGCUUUGUAGAAGAAAAGCCUUUAGCCACAUUUCAUAACCUUCUUUACAGUCACGGAGUUGAUGAGAUGUGACUGAAAGCUGUGUUUUGUUUUUUUGGUCAACUUGCAGCUUGGUUAUGAUUUCAUUUUGUGUUUUGCUCCUGAUAAUCAAGCACUGAUGCAAAGUAGUGAUGAAGGCUCUGUGUUGUUGGUUGGAGAUGUGUGGAUGGGUUUAAUACCAAGACUUGUUGGGUAGACGAAUGUUCACUAAGUUCUGAAUUUUAUUAUCUAAAAAAAGGCAGAUGCAGUAGAAUCUAGUGAAAGUGAUCAGUGGUGGUUGUAAUUGUCCAAAAUAUCGAGCACUUUGAAAUAUUUCACGUUUAAACCUGUUAGGAAGUGACCCUUUUUAUUUGGACAGAAAUUUGCUGAAACUCAUUUAAUCUCUUUUAAUUAAUAUAGUUUUGAUAAUUUAGAAGUUAUCAUCGGUUUUAUGGUUGUCACUCUUGUCUGUAUGAAACCACUUAUGUAAACGAUGAUGUGAAAG